Molecule: messenger RNA, 2266 nt
Organism: Nymphalis io (European peacock)
Lineage: Eukaryota; Metazoa; Arthropoda; Insecta; Lepidoptera; Nymphalidae
Gene: Lcch3
Product: gamma-aminobutyric acid receptor subunit beta-like
Exons: 10
Coding region: 191-1672 (493 amino acids)
Biological process (GO): signal transduction; regulation of membrane potential; nervous system process
Cellular component (GO): GABA-A receptor complex; membrane; neuron projection
Molecular function (GO): GABA-A receptor activity; neurotransmitter receptor activity; extracellular ligand-gated monoatomic ion channel activity
Source: RefSeq, a predicted model, not a curated record
CCUUGCCGCGAUCGCACACUGCGAUAACUUGCAUUGCGUCUCGCGCAACGCAACUCUUUACUUUAUCGGUUAUGAGACUUGCUUAAAAAGUUUUAAAGUUGUAAUGUGCUGUUCAGAGAACGUAGUAUUGCAAAACAUGUGGUGUCGGUGAUCACGCGAUGUGGCGACAGUCGCGUGCCUCGACCGCGCGAUGAGCGUGAGUCGCCAACCCCUCGCGCGCUCAGCUCGCCUGCACGCGCGUCAGAUACUUCUGCUUAUGUUUGUUCUCCCGCUCCUUUUUUCUUUAGUAAAAGCACAACCAGAGCGCACUGUAGCGGUUGAUCGUUUAGAAAACGUCACUCACACUGUUACUCGGAUUCUUGACGGCUACGACAUACGUCUACGCCCAAACUUUGGCGGCGACCCGCUUUACGUCGGCAUGGAUUUAACCAUUGCUAGUUUCGACGCAAUAUCCGAAGUUAAUAUGGAUUACACAAUAACCCUUUAUUUAAAUCAAUAUUGGAAGGAUGAAAGGCUGGCUUUCGGUUUACAAGACGAGGUCCUAACAUUAUCUGGCGACUUUGCUGAUAAAAUUUGGGUGCCGGACACGUUCUUUGCAAAUGACAAGAAUAGUUUUCUCCACGAUGUCACUGAACGAAACAAGCUGGUGCGUCUCGGCGGUGAUGGGAGCGUGACCUACGGCAUGCGUUUCACGGCCACGCUCGCCUGCAUGAUGGACUUGCACUACUACCCCCUUGACAGCCAGAACUGCACCGUCGAGAUUGAAAGCUAUGGCUACACAGUGUCGGACGUGGUUAUGUACUGGAAGGAAACUCCGGUACGUGGAGUUGAAGAUGCAGAACUCCCUCAGUUUACUAUUCUCGGACAUGAAACUAACGACAGAAAGGAGAAGUUAGCUACUGGCAUCUAUCAACGGUUAUCUCUCAGUUUCAAGCUACGCAGGAACAUUGGAUAUUUUGUGUUUCAAACCUACUUGCCGAGUAUUCUGAUUGUAAUGCUAUCCUGGGUUUCCUUUUGGAUCAAUCACGAGGCUACUUCGGCUAGAGUUGCUUUAGGAAUUACCACGGUUCUUACGAUGACUACCAUAAGCACAGGCGUUAGGAGCAGUUUGCCUCGCAUAUCCUACGUGAAAGCGAUUGACAUUUACCUUGUCAUGUGCUUCGUGUUUGUGUUUGCCGCGCUCCUGGAAUAUGCCGCAGUAAACUACACCUACUGGGGCGCGCGGGCAAAAAAGAGAGCCAAGUUAAAGAAUCGUGAUCAAAUUUCCACUAGCACUAGUAUGGAUAAGGAAUUAAAAUCCGGUGAAGGUUCCCACUCUCCUGAAGAAAUCAUAGCUCUUAGAGAGUACACGACUACCACUGGACGAGUCUCCCCGCUGCCAAGCCUGCGGUCACGACCAUUACCACCAACUACCGGCGCACCACCAUCGCUCCGGCUCCAGAGAGAUUACACGAACCUACGCUACAGGACACGACCUCAUUCGAAGAAUUCGAGAAAUAGCACCAACAAACCUAAGAUGAUACACGCUCUGAAACGUGGCGCUACCGUCAUAAAAGCUUCGAUGCCCAAAAUACGUGACGUUAACGUCAUUGACACGUAUUCACGCGUCAUUUUCCCAAUAUGCUUUCUUAUAUUUAACGGUGUCUAUUGGGUUUUCUAUAUAUUUGAUUAGAGACAAAGUAAAAAUAAUUUUAAGAUUGCGUUCAAAUUAGUACACGAUGCAAGUAAAAUCAGAAGUUUUAUUUUACUUAAACGUACAUACGUCGCUGAAGCGUCCAAUUCGAAUUCGACCUUGAAAUUGUAUUCUCAGCGUACCCAAAGAAGUUUCGCUUCGAAAAAAUAUUCAACUACCAUUUAAAACUGUCUAUACAUUAUACUUAAGUUUCGAAUACAUUCGUAUAUGUCUAAGUUAGAACGUUUUUCCUUGAUGUAGACGUACCUUGUACUGUGUUAAUUCUUGUUGCUUAAACACUGAAACCGAUGUUGAUUCGGUUGAACACAAUUCCUGAAAUAAACUGUCAAUCUGACAAUAUUUAAAUUAUCGCUAUCUCGUUCUUAUAUGUGGAGGUAAAACGUAAGUGAGGCUGUAAAAUUAGUGUAGGCUACACAAUUUUUUUAUCAGCAAGUAUGAUAUUAAUGAAUGUAACUAAGUGUGGGUUAACUUUAUAAUGCCAAACUAUGUACCGUUUAUGAUGAAUAUUUAAUUAAAUUUAUUUUGCUUGUUAUAAAGUUAUUUGUUUAUUUAAUAAAUGUAUAAUAUACGAAA